AUAUGCAAAUUAGAGUAAAUUGCGUUGACUUGCCUGGACGGUCUCUCUGAAACAUGACUUUUUACAUCUUUUUAAUUGAAUGAGAUAUAAAAAACAAGAUGCCAAAGUGCAGUGACUUCAAAAGUCCUCUGAGGAAAUUAAAGGAGGAUCUACUUGGAAAGCAUCCAUCGUCAUCCUCUUCGACGACCAUCCCCAAUUCCCAUCUCAAUCCCGAUGACCUGUUUGCCGAGUCCUUCUCUCAAGACGAUAGUCAGCUCCGAAGGCCUAUGAAUGCAUUCCUACUCUUCUGUAAGCGUCAUCGUCAGGUCGUCAGGACUAGGCACCCGUGGCUCGAUAACCGAGCGUGCACCAAGAUGUUGGCCGAUAUGUGGGGAGCACUGGAUGGAGACGAGAAGGAGAAAUAUCUGCAGCUUGCGAGAGAGUGUAAAGCUGCAUUCAUGAAAGCCCACCCAGAUUAUAAAUGGAGCGGUCCUCAUCGACACGCUGGUGGGAAGGUAACCAAUCCUGGUAAUAUAACGACACGACCGCCAAGCACAAAAGAAAACAAGGCCGGGAUCACCGUUGGAAAGCUAGCAGAUCCAUCUCAAAUGGGAGGGUUAAGUCUUCUAUUACUCGCUGGCCAGCAAGAGACGAGUACAAAACGUGUAGCGCCCUCAUCUGACCAACAUAAAACAGUCCGUAGGAGUAAUUCAGAACCAGCAACCAAUGAGAGGGAAGAUGAUGACAGCGUUAAAUCAAAAUUAUUCCAGUUUGCCGAGAUGUGCUCUGAUCAACUUGCCAUGAAACCAGAACACAACUCUGAUUCAAUACACCUUUCCAAUGUGACAAUCCCUGUUAACAAUACAACCGAUGCCUCGAAGGACAAUACGGUGGAUGCAUCCAGUAAUAACAAUAAUACUAUACCUCUUAACAGUCAGAUGCAUUUCAGGUUGACCUCAGACAAUCAAGGAACUGAAAUAACCAAUGGAUCCAUGAGAACUGAAAUAAAGGACGAAGAUGACAUGGCUAGGAAAGGGGGUUUGAGGAAAGAGGAGGAGGAGGAGGGGGUGAUGGAGGCAAAUGAUGGAAAGAAGAAUGAAACAAAAGAUGAGGAGGAAACAGAGGAAGGGAUGACCAAAAUAAAGACGAAUAAUAAGAAGAGGAAAAGUGAGAAGAGCUCCAAGAAGAAGAAGAAAAAGAAGAAGAAAGUUUUGACGGUCAAGGAUGAGAGUGAAGCCCUCUCUCUGAGCUGGCCUGGAGCAUUGAAAGGUGUCUUCAAGAAGGAAAGCAAAGGAAUAGAAGAGAAGAAGGACGAGGAGGAGAAGGAAGAAGAGGAGAAAGAGAAGGAAGGUAGCUUGACUGAUGGUGAGGAUUCCAAGUCAGCAGGGCAGAGGAAGUCUAGGCGGUCAUGUAAGGGGAGGUUGUAUCGCAAGCUUGUUGAUCAGGGGAUGUUAGAAUCACUACAACGGCCAGAGAGACCGUUUAACUGUAAGAAGGCUUGGCGCCAUACUAACGAAGGAAUGAGUGGUUUCAGUGAUGCGGAAGAUGAAGUAUUUCAACCGGAGGAUGGGAAGAAGGCUAGAAGACCUAGGAAAAGAACAAACAGCGGAUCUAGUGUAACAUGCUCAGAUUUUGACUACGGUGAGAUCAAUGUCGAAGCCAGAUUAGCUACACUGCCUCAGUAUGCUCCAGAACAAUUCAGAACAAAGAAGAAAUCUGGUUUGAAAUCGAAAAAGACUUCAGACAUCUACAAGAAUGCAAAGUUCAUCAAAGAAAGGGGUAAAAGUAAAGUGAUGAGGUCACUGUCUUCUUCCGAGAUGACCGUCACUGGAAGCCAGAAAAGAAAAGCAAGGAAAUCAUCAAUUAUGCAUCUUCUACCUACUAAAGAUCCUCACAGCAUUUCCAGCACAGUGCAGUCUUCACCAUCACCUCCCAGAACGGACAAAGUAAUUGGAUCAAAGGUCAAGCGGUCAAUAAGUGACCCUCAACCUUUCACUUUAUCUGACCUUGCAGAGGUUGCUUCCAUGGAACUCAAACCAUGCAGCUCUGCAAGUACAGCGUGUACCCCUGGCGGUCAUGUACAAAGGCCCAACCUCUGUCUCGCAGCAGUAACGGUAUCAUAACCGAAACAUCACAUCAACGUUCUCAAGGAGAUAUUCAGUCAUCCUUAUUUCUUCAGCAACAGCUCGGAAAGAGUUCCAUAUGCACCCCC
Molecule: messenger RNA, 2191 nt
Organism: Lytechinus pictus (painted urchin)
Lineage: Eukaryota; Metazoa; Echinodermata; Echinoidea; Temnopleuroida; Toxopneustidae
Product: HMG box transcription factor BBX-like
Exons: 11
Coding region: 99-2102 (667 amino acids)
Biological process (GO): regulation of transcription by RNA polymerase II
Cellular component (GO): nucleus
Molecular function (GO): RNA polymerase II transcription regulatory region sequence-specific DNA binding; DNA-binding transcription factor activity, RNA polymerase II-specific
Source: RefSeq, a predicted model, not a curated record